AAACAAAAGAAAUGUAAACAUUUACUAUAUUCUAUACGCAAAAAUAGAAUCACCUGUAAUCUCGCCUGAGUCUUGGUGGGCUAGAAGAACGAAGGGAAUUUGAUCUAGCGACUGUGCUAGUCUUAGGUAGUCCAUUUUCUGUGGUCUUAUCGCUGAACGAUAUCCUUGCUUUAAGAUCAUUGUGACCUCGAACAAUGGUCUUCAAGUCAAGUAUUUCUGUGGGUGUUAUUUCGCUGGGGUCCACCAAGGGCAACGGACGGUUGGUGGACUUUAAUAUUUGAUUGUUUCCCACAAUAGAGGCCCAUUGCAACGGGAGUCCGAUAAACUUUCCCUCCCGCUUGUCAAAUCCAGUAUGUACACGAUGUUCAAAGUUUGUGGGAGUGGAUAUCUGUGGUUUCUUCUUCUUUUUGGCGAACAUCGCCCCUCCUGUUGUAAAUAAGAUUAAUAAAAAAAUAAUAAUACACCAAGUAGCAUGCCAUUUUAAUUGUUCAUACGCUUUUCUGUAAAUGUGCGAGCAAUACGUUAAUUGGUCCUUUUAAACAAAAAGAAGUUCGAUCGUAUAUGUCACUUUCCGCAACUGUUUAAAAUUCGAAGCAUAUUUGAAAAUAUCGAACGCGAAUUGCACGUACGUCGAAUACGAUCAGUUCGUUCCGGGGAGGAAGCUAGGCUACGCAUUGUUGUCGAAAAUUUCGAGAAAUUAAUACAGACGGAGGGAAGCAAAAUGACAGGAACGCCUACCAGUACGUGAUGCGACCGCCUUAAAAGUGGAUUCUUUCGGCCGUUGGUUAUGUCUUCCAGGGCUCAAGCUGUUCCUGUAAUCUCACACCGAUUCAAGAAUACGGCAGACCGAAGAUAGUGGCGAAACAUAUGAAAAUCUCGUUGGUAAAAUAAGUAAAUACGACAUUUAGCCUUUCGACAGUUUCGACAGGCCGUUUAUACACCGGCGCUCCGCGCGGAGAGCUUACGAAUCUUUCCUGGCAUUUGGCUCAUGACAAUUUACUUAAAUGUGCGUGAGCUAGCACCUGCAAUGAGAUUACUACAAUGAACACAACGCACGGAAAACUGUGUCGAGAGAAAGCGAAUUAUCGAUCGUGUUUCGAGGAGGGAAAGAUUUACCAAUUUACGAUCACUGUACCGUGUAAAAUUCUACACGAACGACUACCAUUGCUUUUACUAUUAAUAUUAUAAAUCCGUAACACGAACUUUUUACACGAAACGAAUUGUUCUUGCAGACGACGUUGCAGCGGACGAUUCUCCAAGCACCAAAACGUUAUGAAUGAAAUCAAAAUAGCAGCCAAACUUUCAUUCCUUACGAUCGGAUUUUUUAUUUAAUUAUCGAAUGAAGUUAUGCUCUUUAUAGGUAGCGUUGUCAAGAGCAUUUCUACGAUCAUCUUGUUCGAAAUGGGGAAAAGUAUGGUUGCCCACGAUCAGCUCGACCAAUCGUUCUACGAAGAUAUUAAAUAUGCAGAUUCCGCGGGAAGGUAAACGUUUUCUCCUUCAGUUUGAAAGUUUAAUCGGAUAAACGGUUAGCAGCAUUUAUCUUUUAUUCGUGGCUACUCAAUGCCGCAGGAAUCGUACGAUCCGACGAUAAUGUAAAAAAAAUUUCAACCGCGCACGAUGUUGUAAGAUCAAAUAUUCAACGGUUUUCUACCCAUGUUGUUUCCAAGCCGCGUUCAAAGUUCUCGCAGUACUAUUGGCAACUUGUACUUAACAGUUUCGUCGGAAAUUAUAGCUAAAAGGGAGCGACGGCAGAACUUAUUUCAGUUUUAAAAAUGGUUACUUCGAAACAGAUCCACGAAGCAGAUUACGACUGGGCUGUCGGUAUUAGUCGUAAUUGCCUAAGGCUGAUUUGCCUUUGGCCUCGAGAGUCUUGCGGUAAAAGAAAAUUGCUGGACAAUCUCUGCGUAAUGACGAUCGUGCUGACAUUUAGCGUUUUCGUGGUAAUUCCUAGUGUGCUUUUGUUAUUGAAGCAGAACGACUUAAAAACGAUCAUAGACGACGGUUCGUACUGCAUAGCGGCUCUCUCCUUGGUACCAAAAUUUCUUAUCAUUCACGGAAAACGGAGUGUGAUCCUAAACGUGCUGAACAUGAUGGCAAUAGACUGGGAAAAAUCCAAGACGGACGAGGAAAAGAAUAUUAUGUUUUAUUACGCGAACAUUGCACGAGUUGGCAGCAUCUUGGGCUUCACGUUCGGGUUCAUCGCGAUAUUCCUGAUAACCAUUCUGCCAAAAUUUGGCAUACAAGUGCGACACACGGAAGACGGGUUGGACAUGUUCCCGUAUCCGUGUUAUUACGUCUUCGACGUCUCCCGAAGUCCCUACUACGAAAUAAUCUACACCAUUCAAAUUUUCAUGAUGGCACUGAUCCUAUUGUCUUAUAUUGGAAUCCACAUGUUUUUUGGAACGCUGUUCCUUCACAUAUGUGGCCAAGCUAAAAAUCUUCGAGCUCGGAUCGAGAAUGAAAAGAAAUUCGAAGAUUUUAGACGAACUAUGACGUCGAUCGUAUCGGAUCACUUGCGAGUUAUCAGGAUGGUGAAAAUGAUCGAAAGCACCUUUUCGCAGAUACUCGUUACGAUGAUAAUAAUAUUUGGAGUAAUUACUUGUGCUUAUUUGACGAGCAUAAUUUCCAUGUUCGCUGAGAGUGACACGAUCUCUCUGACGCGGCUGUCCUAUCUGGUGUUCUCGAUUUGCACCAAUCUCGUUCAAAUGUUAUUUUAUUUUCUUACCGGGCAAGAGCUAGCGAAUCAAUCCGAAGGUAUAUAUGACGCCACCUACGAGUGCGGAUGGCUGAAUUUAAAGUCGAACGAAGCGAAAAGUUUGAUACUUGUUAUGGUCAGAUCGCAGAAGCCGCUAAUCGUUACCGCGGGAAAACUGUUUCCCGUCACCUUUCUCACGUUCGGUGGCGUAAUGAAGCUAUCCUUCAGCUACGUAUCUUUCCUACUCACGAUGCUAUAAUCACGAACGUCUGGAAAAGAGAAACGCUAAUUACUUCAUCGAACGUAUCAAGCCGCCUGUCAGAAGAAUCGUUUACGUUGACGCUAGACGUGAGAGGAAUUCGCGCGAUGUCGGAAUUAUGUAGAAUCUAUUAAGGAGUCCUUUGAAAAAAAAACGAUGUUUUCUAUUUAGUAAAGAGACUAUAAUGAUGAGAACAUGAGGUGAUCAAUGAAAGCUCGUUACGAAACUGGAAGAUGCCCGGUAGAGGAAUCCUUACAAGUGUUUCGUUUCCAUCGAAGGUCCAUCGUUUAUUUUAAUUAUAACAAGAUUUCCCGCGUGUGCGUAUGUGUGUACAUAUCUCCGUACAGAUAGAUAAGUACCUAGUCGAAUGUACAAUUAGCUGCACGCCUUACACUGUACGCUAUGAAUAUAAAUAUUACGAGUGAGGCUAUUUACAUACAAUCCUAUCUCGAGAUCCAUAUCAAGAUCCAUAGUCCGCGAAACAUGUAUCCGAUAACGAGGUAUUCCUAAAUGACAUGAAAACAUAAAUUCUUUAGUUGUGCAACCUCAAUAACGGCAGCCGGUUAUUAAAAAUGAUUUCUAUCGCGAUAUUCAAUUUUUUUUCUUUGUGUAAUCAUCGGAUCGUGGUGUCGAUAAAGUCUGUAUCAGAGAAAAAAGCGAGAUUAUGGUUUCCGGUUACACGGUUAUCCGGAUGCACAUCUCUAUCGAUCGAUCUCGAAUCGUGGAACACGAUUGCUCGAUUAUUAUUAUUUAUUUUUUCAUGUAGAGUGAUCGAUUAUCUCGAGAAUAAUACACAAAUUUUGUUUAUUUUCAUCGGGUCCGACGUUGCAUCUUUCUGUACAGAUAAAAGAUACGCUUCUCUCGGAGUUUCGUUAUCGAUCACGAUCAUUCAACUCAUCGAGUUCCGUGUAUAACGUAUUACACAGAGUGGAGAGACCAGUAUAGUUUUCUGAUACAUACAUAAGAAAAUCGAUCGAACAGGAAGACAAAUUUAAUUCGUUUGUGAAAAAAAAUCCGCACGCGUUCACGGCCAAAACGUGUAAGCGAAGAUUACAGGAAGGACGUAUUACAGGAAGAGACAAAGGACAGAAUUAAAGAAGUCUCAAUAUGCGCGUUUUGCUAAACGAGUGAGAUGUAUGAUCCUCGUU
Megalopta genalis is the source of this 4102-nucleotide messenger RNA. Its product is annotated as odorant receptor 10. Gene Ontology annotation, molecular function: odorant binding; olfactory receptor activity. Gene Ontology annotation, cellular component: plasma membrane. The record is from RefSeq and is a predicted model, not a curated record. Gene Ontology annotation, biological process: sensory perception of smell; detection of chemical stimulus involved in sensory perception of smell. Lineage: Eukaryota; Metazoa; Arthropoda; Insecta; Hymenoptera; Halictidae.